Lepus europaeus (European hare) is the source of this 2052-nucleotide messenger RNA. RefSeq names its product zinc finger protein 260-like. The record is from RefSeq and is a predicted model, not a curated record. Gene Ontology annotation, biological process: regulation of DNA-templated transcription. The coding region runs from base 1 to 2052 and encodes 683 amino acids. The transcript is spliced from 3 exons. NCBI's taxonomy places the organism in Eukaryota, Metazoa, Chordata, Mammalia, Lagomorpha, Leporidae.
AUGGACAAUGCUCAAAAAAUCUUGUACAGGGAUGUGAUGCUGGAGACCUACAGCAUCCUGUUCUCCUUGGUUGCUGUGAAAAGGGAUGACCUGGUUAGGAACAGCCAGGAAUGUCAGGACAAAAGUCUGAAUCUUAAUGUUAAGAAAAAUAACAAGACAUCAACUCCAAAGACAGUUGAAUUAAGAAAAACAUUUAAUUUAAGUUCAAGCCAUAUUCCCAAACUAAUUAUCAGGAAGAGAAAUUAUUUAAGAAUGAAACCUGAAGAAUGCAAUGUAUGUCACAAUGUGUAUCCCCAAAGUGGGUCUGAUCAACUACAAGCUGAAGAGAAAUUUGAUGCCACUAAGGUACCUGGGAACUCUCUCCAGUCCUAUGAGCCUCUUAGUCAGUGUCACAAGAUUCAGACUGUGAAGCAGACAUCUGAGCAUAUUGGACAAGGGAAAGUCUUCACAAGGAAGAUGUUCUGUAAGUCUGAGAGGGUUCAUAAGGGAGAAACCUGUAACAAGUCAACUAUCACUGUUGGAAAGGCAACUCAAAUAGUAAAUGCUUUCCAUGAAAGCUCUAACCUCAGUACACAUCAACAAACCCAUACCAGAGAGAAAUUUUAUGAAUAUGUUAGGUAUGUGGAGCCUGUUAUUUACGAAUCACAUCUUGCCAUAAAUCAGAGACUGCAUUUAGAGAAAAAGCCCUAUGCAGUACUCACACACAGGGAAACCCCAAUAUGUGUACAUGAUUGUAUUGAUAGUAGAAAAGCCUUUUUCCCAAAACCAUACCUCAUAACAGAACAGAGAAUUCACACAGAGGAGAAACCUCAUGAAUGUAAUGACUAUGGAAAAGACUUUUUGAACAAGUCCGACCUCAGUAAUCAGCAGAGAAUUCACAAAGCACAGAAGCCUUAUGAAUGCAAUGACUGUGGAAAAGCCUUUGGUCAGAAGUCAAACCUCACAAUGCAUCAGAGAAUUCACACAGGGGAGAAACCUUAUGAAUGCAGUGACUGUGGAAAAGCCUUUGGCCAGAAGUCAAACCUCAUAAUGCAUCAGAGAAUUCACACAGGGGAGAAACCUUAUGGAUGUGAUGACUGUGGAAAAGCCUUUGGCCAGAAGUCAAGCCUCAUAAUUCAUCAGAGAAUUCAUAUGGGAGAGAAACUUUAUGAAUGUAAUGUCUGUAGAAAAGCUUUUGGCCAGAAAGCAAGUCUUAUAAUGCAUCAGAGAAUUCACACAGGGAAUAAACCUUAUGAAUGCAGUGACUGUGGAAAAGCCUUUGGCCAGAAGACAAGCCUAAUAAUGCAUCAGAGAAUUCACACAGGGGAGAAACCUUAUGGAUGUGAUGACUGUGGAAAAGCCUUUGGCCAGAAGUCAAGCCUCAUAAUUCAUCAGAGAAUUCAUAUGGGAGAGAAACCUUAUGAAUGUAAUGUCUGUAGAAAAGCUUUUGGCCAGAAAGCAAGUCUUAUAAUGCAUCAGAGAAUUCACACAGGGAAUAAACCUUAUGAAUGCAAUGAGUGUGGAAAAGCCUUUGGCCACAAAUCAAGCCUAACAAUGCAUCAGAGAAUUCACACAGGGGAGAAACCUUAUGAAUGCAGUGACUGUGGAAAAGCCUUUGGCCAGAAGACAAGCCUAAUAAUGCAUCAGAGAAUUCACACAGGGGAGAAACCUUAUGAAUGUAAUGACUGUGGCAAAGCCUUUGGCCACAAGUCAAGCCUCAUAAUUCAUCAGAGAAUUCACAUGGGAGAGAAACCUUAUGAAUGUAAUGUCUGUAGAAAAGCUUUUGGCCAGAAAGCAAGUCUUAUAAUGCAUCAGAGAAUUCACACAGGGAAUAAACCUUAUGAAUGCAAUGAGUGUGGAAAAGCCUUUGGUCAGAAGGCACACCUCAGAAAGCAUCAGAGAAUUCACACAGGGGAGAAACCUUAUGAAUGCAGUGACUGUGGAAAAGCCUUUGGCCAGAAGACAAGCCUAAUAAUGCAUCAGAGAAUCCACACAGGGGAGAAACCUUAUGAAUGUAAUGACUUAGGAAAAGCCUUUGGAAAUAUGUCACAACUCAAUGUGUCAGAAAAUUAG